AUGGAUCCAAUGGUGGCCGCCAUGUCGUCGUCCGACGACGACGAACCCGCUCCGUCUGGUCGGCUCACCCCGCCCAACCUGCGGAUAGAGCCCGGUGCCGGUGACGCUGCCCGCGCUGCCCUCGCCGCCAACCCGCUCGACUACAACGCCCACCUGGCCCUGGCGCAGCACUGCCGCGAUGCCGGGGACGUCCAUGCUGCCGCUCGUGCUUACGCUGCUAUGGCUGACUGCUUUCCACUGCCCGAAGAUGCAUGGCUCUGGUGGGCUGCUUACGCUGCUGACGCCGCUUCCGCCCCAGGCGCUGAGCUCGACGAUCUGGCCCGUGCCGCUUGGGUCCACGCCGCCGCAGUCCGCCAGCUUGCCCUCCCGGCUCUUGCCCUGGCCUAUGUUGUCUGGCUUGAGGCUGUCUUGCCGGAUGUGGUUGACGGCCCGUGCCCGCCGAGCGCGCCCACGCUCGACGAGCUCUGGGGCGGACCGCUCCUCCCGCACGCCCGCACGUCGUGGGCCGAGUCGGCCACCACCGUUCUCGGCGUCUCCGAGGCCUCGGUCGGCUCGGCGCCGUGGAUGCCGGUUGUCGCCCCGCCGCCGCAUCCUGCUGCUGCGCUCAAGGAUCCGGGCUACUGGGUCUCCGAGCUCGUGUUUCUCCUCCGCGCCUGCUGUGUGGCACCGAGCCACGAGGACGCGCUGCAGGCGAGCCACAAGGCCCGGGCCCUGCUUGUUUCACUGGGCCGGCCCGACGCCGCCGGCUCGGCCAUCCUUCAUCAGCUCGAGCUUGGCACCGAUCCCGCCCUCGGCUCGCUCCUCCGACCGGCGCUAACCGAGCUCGAUGGUGCGCUUGCGCAGGCCGACUUUGACGCCGCUGCCGCCCGCCUUGCCGCCCGCGCCGCCAUGGUUGACGACGCCGAGUCGGGCGUCGAGCUCUCUGCCGGCGCACCGCAGGCGUACAACUGGUACAUUGCCCACGUGACUGCCGCCGGCGACGACGCCCCGGUCUCGCCGGCCUUUGUUGUUGCCCUCUACGAGCGUUCGCUGGCAGUAACUUGCCUUGACGCCUCGACCUGGACCAGCUACAUCCUGUACCUGGCUGUGACUGUCGGCGAUCUGGAGUCCGCCGCUGCCGCUGCCCUCCGCGCCCUCACCUGCUGUCCAUGGGUCUCGGGCCUCUGGUCGCUCCGCUACAAGCUUACCGAGCUCACCGCCUCGUCGCCCGACGACGCCCUCGCUGUGCUCAAGAAUCUGUUCCAGGGUGUUGUCAUUGACCCGUUUGCCAGUCUCACCUCGGACUCGUUGCCCGCCCUGCAUGCGGCCGGCUACGCCUCGCUCCGCAGGCUGGCGCCGGCCGACCCGGCCCUCUGGGCCGAGUACGUCGACGCGGUUGGGAGCCAUCAACUCGCGCUCGUCCACAUGGCCCAGCUCGCUGCGCUCGAGCCCGCCGCUGGCGGCGGCCUCGGCCCUGCCGCCGCCGUUCUGAACCAAGUCAAGGCGUCGAGCCCGGCGACGCUCGCCGAUCCGGCGUUCAUGGCCUCGGCCGUGGCCAUUCUCCGUGGCGCGAGCCCGAUGACCCAGACCCGCUACGACGAGACCCAAUCUAUGCUCCGCGAGCUCCUGGAAGCCGGAGCUGACCCGCUCUCGGUCGGCUACGCGCUCCUCGAGCUUGUCGACGCCCACGGCAGCGCCGCCGAUGCCCUCGCCCUUCAGGAUGAACUGGCACCGGUUCUUGCCGCCGCAAGUGCCGACGCCGCCGUCGCUCCGCCGGCCGCCAUUGAUCCGACCGCCGCCGCCAAGAUCGAGCGCGCCAAGCGGCGCAAGGCCAAGAAAAAGGCCGCACGCGUUGAGGCCGCCAAGGCCCGCGCCGCCGCCGCCGUCGCUCCGUCCGCUGCCGCCUCCGACUCGUCACCCAAGAAGCGCAAGCGGAGGAACAUGGCGGUCGACUUUGACGACGCGCCACCGGCCGCCGACGAGAACGCGUCAGCCAAGCGCGGCGCUGCCGAGGUCAACACCGUCAACGUUCUGAUCCUUGGCUCGGUGCCCGCCUCCGUCGACGCCGAUGCCGUUAGUGCACUCGUCAAAGAUUAUGGCGCUGUCGAGUACGUUUACUUGGCCCACCCGUUUGUCCUCGUCGGCUUCCCGGCCGGUGCAGACGGCGCCGCCGCGCUCGAUGCUGCCAUCCGCGGCCUGCACGGCCACCAGCUCGAGUCGGGUGACGAAAUCGGCGCGUUUUCGGGCGCGUCGGGCAAGGGCUGCGAUCUGCGGACCGUCAACAUCCUCAACCUCGACUACAACGCCACCGCUGCUGACCUCCGCGAGCUCCUCUCCGAGUACGGCCGCGUCGUCCGGGUCCACAUCAAGACCGAUGCCAAGACCGGGCGCCACCGCGGUUUUGCCUUUGUCGAGUUUGCCUCGCCGCACCCUGUUGACGCCCUGGUCGACGCAACUCAGCCGCUGGCCAUCCACGGGCGCCAGCUAGUCUUCAACCGCAUCCGCACUAAGCGCCGGGCUCAUGAGCCCGAGCCUGUCGAGGCCGUCAAGGGCCGCAAGGCCGAGCCGCGCACCCUCUUUGUGGAAAACCUUCCGUACAUCUCGCCCAAGGCCCUCCGCGAGCUCUUCGAGCAGGCCGGACCGGUCAAGGAUAUCCGCUGGCCCGAGUACAACGGUCGUCGCAAGCGAUUUGCCUACAUCGAGAUGGAGACCGAGGCCGGCGCCACCGCCGCCCUCUCCAAGAACCACUCGUUUGUCAAGGGCCGGCCCAUCCGGGUCUCGCGCUCGCGCCCGCGGCUCAAGGCCGCCCCGCCGCCGAAGAAGCGCGAGACCGUCGCCGAGCGCCGCGCCCGUCGCGGCCAGCGCGUCGCCGUCCCCAUGCUCCCACGUUCAAUCGCGCUUGCCACGGAUGCCUCGGCCACUGCCGCUGCCCCACCCCCGUCGGCCCCGACCUCGAUGGACACCGAGUAGCCCACUAAACUCCGCCCCAUGCCCUG
Thecamonas trahens ATCC 50062 is the source of this 2975-nucleotide messenger RNA. RefSeq names its product heterogeneous nuclear ribonucleoprotein. The transcript has a single exon. Bases 1 to 2949 code for a protein of 982 amino acids. Gene Ontology annotation, molecular function: protein binding; mRNA binding. The record is from RefSeq and is a predicted model, not a curated record. Gene Ontology annotation, cellular component: cytosol. Lineage: Eukaryota; Apusomonadida; Apusomonadidae.